Molecule: messenger RNA, 1221 nt
Organism: Vigna angularis (adzuki bean)
Lineage: Eukaryota; Viridiplantae; Streptophyta; Magnoliopsida; Fabales; Fabaceae
Product: protein PIN-LIKES 7
Exons: 10
Coding region: 1-1221 (406 amino acids)
Biological process (GO): endoplasmic reticulum to cytosol auxin transport
Cellular component (GO): membrane
Source: RefSeq, a predicted model, not a curated record
AUGGGGUUUUGGGAAUUGUUGGAGGUGGCUUCUGCGCCAGUUAUUGAAGUCCUACUUAUCAGUGCAGUAGGAGUUUUUAUGGCAACAGAAAGUUGUAAUAAUCUUCUUUCACCAGACUUUAGAAAAUCCUUGAACAAGGUUGUCUUCAUUGCGUUCACUCCUUCACUUAUAUUUGCCAGUUUUGCCAAGAAUGUUUCUCUUGACGAAAUGAUAUUAUGGUGGUUUAUGCCCGUUAACAUUGGACUUACCUUCUUAAUUGGAGGGAUUCUGGGAUGGAUAAUUGUAAAAGUGCUGAAACCAAACUUGAAACUGCAAGGGCUUAUUAUUGCUUCUUGUUCAACAGGAAACAUGGGUAAUCUUCCUAUUGUAAUUAUCCCUGCUAUCUGCAAUGAAAAGGGAGGUCCAUUUGGUGAACUUGAUGAUUGCCGCAAGAGGGCUCUCUCUUAUUCUUUUUGCUCUUUGGCGCUUGGUGGUGUCUUCAUCUGGACCUAUACUUACCAACUAAUGCGAAACACAUCCUUGAGAUAUAAAGCAUUUGAGGCUGCCGAGAUCUUAAAGAUGCCCAACAAAGGCCUAGAUGCUGAUGAAGAAACUGGCUUUCUCAAGCGAAAUGCCGGAGACUCAGCAAAUCAAAUUCUUGUAGACCAAUGUGCGUCCACUGUGUCUAUGAAUAGUGAAACAUCUUUAUGGCAUAGAAUGACGGAAACUGUUGGUCAUUUCCUGACAGAACUAAUGUCACCCCCAACAAUUGCUACGUUUUUUGGUUUUCUCUUUGGUGGGGUUGAAUGGCUAAGGAAUCUAAUAAUAGGACGCGAAGCUCCACUACGAGUGAUCCUAGACUCCAUUCAAUUACUAGGGGAUGGUACAAUUCCUUGUAUCACUGUUUUGCUUGGAGGCAACCUUACACAAGGCAUGCAGUCAUCAAGUGUCCAACCAUUGGUCGUGAUAUGUAUCAUCAUAGCUCGACUAGUCUUGCUACCUGCCAUUGGAUUUUUUGUUGUUAGAGGGGCUGCAAAUUUUGGUCUGCUCCCAUUGGACCCUUUGUUUCAGUAUGUGCUAGUGAUUCAGUAUGCCUUGCCACCUGCAAUGAACAUCAGUACCAUGGCGCAGCUAUUUGAUGUAGGCACUGAAGAGUCUUCAGUUAUUAUCUUGUGGACAUAUGGUGCUGCAACUAUUGCUCUCACUCUCUGGUCAACAUACCUCAUAUGGAUAUUUUCUUAA